Molecule: messenger RNA, 2061 nt
Organism: Neolamprologus brichardi
Lineage: Eukaryota; Metazoa; Chordata; Actinopteri; Cichliformes; Cichlidae
Source: RefSeq, a predicted model, not a curated record
AUUGACUCAAGCCGCCAUUAUCCCGUAGUAGAAGGAGGAAGAACAGAGGGGAAGCAUCCAGGAAUUCUGCCACAGUUCUCCUGAAAAACCUCCUCUGCGCCAUGGAAAUGUCGGGAGCGGACAGCGACUGGAGGAGCCCACAGUUCCGACAGAAAGUCGUGGCUCAGAUCGAAGAGGCCAUAAGGAAGGCAGGAACCUCGAACACCACGCACAAGUCGGGCACGGACAUGGAGAACCACGUCUACGUCAAAGCCAAAUCCAGGGAGGAGUAUUUAUCUCUGGUGGCCCGGCUGAUCAUUCACUUCAGAGACAUCCAUAAGAAGGCUCUUGGAGGUUCAGAUCCCAUGAAUGCCCUGAAUACCCUGACAGGGGUUGGAGGGGGUCCUGGCGCCAUUGGCAUGGGGCCUCGCCCUGCCGGUGCUCCAGUGGGUGGCAUGGGGGCCAUGGGGCCGAUGCAGAUAGGCCAGCAUGCCAUGGCAGGGGUGGCUGGAAACCCACAAGCCAUCGGCGGACCGGGACCUAUGCCCAUGCAGCAGUUGGUGCAGCAGCAGCAACAGCAGCAGCAGAACGCCAUGCAGUUCCAGCAGUUCCAACAACAGCAGCAGAACGCCAUGCAGCAGCAGCAGAACGCCAUCCAACAGCAGCAGCAGCAGCAGCUGGUUCGUCCUGGGAUGCAGAUUCCAGCCCGGCUGCCUCGAGCACCUCUGAACCCCAUCCCUCCUCAAAACGCCGCCACCGCUGCAGCUGGCGUGGUGGGAGUGCAGGCCAUGACACCGCAGCAGAUGUCAUCGCCCUCACCGGUGCAGGUCCCGACUCCUCAGUCGAUGCCGCCUCCUCCGCAGCCGUCACCCCAACCCCCGACCUCACAGCCCAACUCAGCCAGCUCCGGUCCCACUCCGUCUCCGGGGGGUUUCCAGCCCAGCCCGUCUCCUCAGCCGUCACCAAGCCCCGCCAACUCCAGAACCCCCCAGAACUACGGCGUGCCCUCCCCCGGGCCACUCAGUACUCCAGUGAACCCGAGCUCGGUGAUGAGUCCGGCGGGGCCCACGUCUCUGGAGGACCAGCAGUACAUGGAGAAGCUCAAACAGCUCUCCAAGUACAUCGAGCCGCUGCGCCGCAUGAUCAACAAGAUCGACAAAAACGAAGACAGGAAGAAGGACCUGAGCAAGAUGAAGAGCUUGCUGAACAUCCUGACCGACCCCAACACCAGGUGUCCCCUGAAGACGCUGCAGAAAUGUGAGAUCGCUUUGGAGAAGCUGAAGAACGACAUGGCGGUGCCGACGCCCCCUCCCCCGCCCGUGGCCACCAACAAACAGUACCUGUGUCAGCCGCUGCUGGACGCCGUCAUGGCCAACAUCCGUUCGCCGGUCUUCAACCACUCCCUCUACCGAUCCUUCGCCCCCGCCAUGAGUGCCAUCCACGGACCACCCAUCAUGGGCCCGAACAUCUCCGGGCGCAAGAGGAAGCACGAGGACGACGAGCGGCAGACGAUCCCCAACAUCCUGCAGGGCGAGGUGGCGCGCCUCGACGUCAAGUUCCUCGUCAACCUCGACCCCUCGUACUGCAGCAACAACGGCACCGUGCACCUCAUCUGCAAGCUGGACGAUAAAAACCUUCCCAGCGUUCCUCCGCUGCAGCUCAGCGUUCCCGCCGAUUAUCCCGACCAGAGUCCGCACUGGGCCGACGACGGAGAGCAAUACGGUGCGAACAGCUUCCUGCAGACGGUUCACAGGAACAUGACGUCCAAACUGCUGCAGCUGCCCGACAAACACUCGGUGACCGAGCUGCUCAACACCUGGGCUCGCAGCGUCCAGCAGGCCUGCCUGUCUGCAGCCUGAGACCCCGCCCACUGCUCCCCUUUCAGACAUGUGGGACUGUCCUCCCCGUGCAUGCUGGGUAAGACCUGCAGAUGGGCAUCGUCAGAGCCGAAACCCAUAACCGAUUUCUCUGCUGCUCCUUGAAUGCGUCACGAGUCUGUUUCUGUUAGUUUAAAUAAAGUUAUAGUCCCUGUUUUGUAUGACGUCUUUUUGUAUUAAAUAAAAUGUGUUUACUUCAGUCCAA